This is a messenger RNA of Gekko japonicus, 2225 nucleotides long. RefSeq names its product serine/threonine-protein kinase BRSK2. Gene Ontology annotation, molecular function: tau-protein kinase activity; ATP binding; protein serine/threonine kinase activity. The record is from RefSeq and is a predicted model, not a curated record. Gene Ontology annotation, cellular component: cytoplasm. Gene Ontology annotation, biological process: intracellular signal transduction; microtubule cytoskeleton organization; protein phosphorylation. The annotation marks the transcript as partial. The transcript has 21 exons. NCBI's taxonomy places the organism in Eukaryota, Metazoa, Chordata, Lepidosauria, Squamata, Gekkonidae.
GGCUUGUGAAGUUGGGGGUUCACUGUGUAACGUGUCAAAAGGUCGCUAUAAAAAUUGUCAACCGAGAGAAGCUCAGUGAGUCGGUGCUAAUGAAGGUGGAACGGGAAAUAGCCAUCCUGAAGUUGAUAGAACACCCCCACGUUUUAAAGCUGCACGAUGUUUAUGAAAAUAAAAAAUAUUUGUAUUUGGUGCUAGAACAUGUGUCCGGUGGAGAACUUUUUGACUAUCUUGUAAAGAAGGGAAGAUUAACACCAAAAGAAGCUAGGAAGUUUUUCCGACAAAUCAUCUCCGCGUUAGAUUUCUGUCAUAGUCAUUCAAUAUGCCACAGGGAUUUAAAACCUGAAAACCUAUUGCUGGAUGAAAAGAAUAAUAUCCGGAUAGCAGACUUUGGGAUGGCAUCGCUACAAGUCGGGGAUAGUUUGCUUGAAACAAGCUGUGGGUCACCGCAUUAUGCCUGUCCGGAAGUAAUCAGGGGAGAAAAAUAUGAUGGGAGAAAAGCAGACGUCUGGAGCUGUGGAGUCAUUUUAUUUGCCUUGUUAGUGGGGGCUCUGCCAUUCGACGAUGAUAACUUGCGGCAGCUGCUGGAGAAAGUGAAACGUGGUGUAUUCCAUAUGCCACAUUUCAUCCCCCCCGAUUGUCAGAAUCUCUUACGAGGGAUGAUUGAAGUGGACGCCUCGAAACGACUGACGCUAGAACACAUUCAGAAGCACAUAUGGUAUAUAGGGGGUAAGAAUGAGCCCGAACCCGAACAACCAAUUCCUCGAAAGGUGCAAAUUCGCUCUCUCCCUUCCCUGGAGGACAUUGAUCCCGACGUUUUAGACAGCAUGCACUCGUUAGGUUGCUUGCGUGACAGAAAUAACCUCUUACAGGACUUGUUAUCGGCAGAGAAAGCAAGACUGAAAGAAAACCAAGAGAAAAUGAUUUAUUUUCUCCUCCUUGAUCGGAAAGAGAGAUAUCCCAGUCACGAGGAUGAGGACCUGCCUCCUAGAAAUGAAAUAGACCCUCCCAGAAAGCGUGUGGACUCUCCAAUGCUGAAUAGGCAUGGGAAGCGGAGGCCAGAGAGGAAAUCAAUGGAGGUCCUGAGUGUAACAGACGGAGGUUCCCCAGUUCCAGCUCGCAGAGCGAUUGAAAUGGCACAGCAUGGACAGAGUAAAACAAUGUUCAGUAAAAGCCUGGAUAUCUGUGACGCCAAUCCCAAAUUCAACAAAGAAGAAAGGAUGACGAGUGCUGACGCAUUGGGGUCUCGAUCAAUCAGUGGAGCUUCGUCUGGCCUGUCAACCAGUCCCCUCAGCAGUCCAAGGGUCACCCCUCACCCCUCUCCAAGGGGCAGUCCCCUCCCUACCCCCAAGGGGACACCUGUCCAUACGCCAAAGGAGAGCCCAGCAGGCACACCCAACCCUACGCCACCAUCCAGUCCCAGCAUUGGAGGAAUGCCCUGGAGAACACGACUCAACUCGAUCAAAAACAGCUUCUUGGGGUCUCCUCGCUUCCACCGCAGGAAAUUGCAAGUACCUACACCAGAAGAGAUGUCGAAUUUAACUCCAGAAUCUUCCCCAGAGCUUGCCAAAAAGUCCUGGUUUGGUAACUUUAUCAACCUGGAGAAAGAAGAACAGAUCUUCGUGGUUAUUAAGGACAAGCCACUGAGUUCAAUCAAGGCUGACAUAGUUCAUGCAUUCCUUUCAAUUCCCAGUCUCAGUCACAGUGUCAUCUCACAGACAAGCUUCCGUGCAGAGUACAAGUCCACAGGUGGCCCCGCUGUCUUUCAGAAGCCAGUGAAGUUCCAAGUGGACAUAACCUACACAGAAGGUGGGGAGGCCCAGAAAGAGAAUGGGAUCUACUCAGUCACUUUCACACUUUUAUCAGGUCCAAGCCGUCGCUUUAAGAGGGUAGUAGAAACCAUUCAGGCACAGUUGUUAAGCACACACGACCAGCCUUCAGUUCAGCAGUUAUCAGACACCACUAACUGUUUGGAGUUGAUGACGGGGAGACUUUCCAAAUGUGGCAGCCCAUUGAGUAACUUCUUUGACGUAAUUAAACAACUUUUUUCAGACGAGAAGAACGGGCAGGUGAGCCACCCCCCCGGCACGCCAACCAAGCAUAGCGCAAACAGCAAGCGGAGCGAUUCCGAUGCUAAUGACUAUGGGCCUAGAGGAGACACUAAGUACCCCGCUGGCAAAGAGAAGGCAAAGAUGGUCUCAUCACUCGGCCUAGAAGACCAACCUUAA